CAGCUGUCAGAUCUGGCAACCCGCGGUAGGACACAGACCUACCGUAAAGCGUUGUGUUUUGGACUGGGAGGUCAUCAGAAAGUGAGCAGCACGGCCGGCUUUAGGGGACAGAAGCAACGUAGCACCUUAACUCUGAUGCCUGAGGUUAACACGUACAUAAUUUACUAGAUCAGUGUAGUAUUUCCAUUCCGACGAGAUGUUCCGGUUAAUCCUGCGGCUCAGGUCGACCGCUGGGCUACCCUCUCCCCGUGUCCUACAGGGCCCCGCUGAGCUCAGUACGCGCUCUGGAUCCGGGAGCUGUCGCUCCAGACGGUUUCAAUCCGGAGGGACUGCUCGGGCUGCCUACCAUGGCACCAAGAGGGUCGUCUAUUCCCAUACAAUGUCAUCUGCCCUCCGGCGUGCUCCAAUCGCAGGCUGUCAGACCAAGCGGUUCUAUAGCUUACCACCACACCAGAAGGUGGAGCUGCCAGCUCUGUCUCCCACCAUGGCGACUGGAACCAUCGCUCGCUGGGAGAAGAAGGAGGGGGAGAAGAUCAACGAGGGUGACCUUAUAGCCGAGGUGGAGACGGACAAAGCCACGGUGGGCUUUGAGCUUCUGGAGGAGUGUUACAUGGCCAAGAUCCUGGUCCCGGAAGGAACCAGAGACGUGACCAUCGGCGCCGUCAUCUGCAUCACCGUCGACAAUCCGGACCUGAUCGCAGCCUUUAAGGACGUGACGUUGGAAUCCCUUGCAGCAUCCGGGGCGUCUGCCUCACCGGCAGCCUCUCCUCCUGCUGCUGCUGCCCCCGUGGCCGCCCCAGGGAGCUCCUACCCCACGCACCUCAAGAUCCAGCUGCCGGCCCUCUCGCCCACCAUGACCGUGGGCACGGUGCAGCGCUGGGAGAAGAAGGUGGGGGAGAAGCUGAGCGAAGGAGACCUGCUGGCGGAGAUCGAGACGGACAAGGCCACCAUCGGCUUCGAGGUGCAGGAGGAGGGCUACCUGGCCAAGAUCAUCAUCGCCGAGGGCACGCGGGACGUCCCGCUGGGCACGCCCCUCUGCAUCAUCGUGGAGAAGGAGAGCGACAUCGCCGCCUUCAAGGACUACGUGGAGACGGGCGUGGCCGACGCGACCGCGCCCCCUCCCCCUCCAGCGCCGGCUGCUGCUCCCUCCCCCUCCCUGGCCCCAGCCGCCGCCGCCCCCGCGGCCGCGCCCCUCGGUAGCCGGAAAGGCCGCGUGUUCGCCAGCCCCCUGGCUAGGAAGUUGGCCUCCGACAAAGGCAUUGACCUGGCCCAGGUCAGCGGCUCCGGCCCAGACGGACGCGUCACUAGGAAAGACAUUGAGACGUUUGUCCCUCCCAAGGCUGUCCCCACGGCGGUUGUGGCUCCUUCCCCGGCCCCUGCUGCUGCUGCUGCUGCUGCUGCUGCUGCUGUGGCCCCUGGAGCCAAGGCGGCCCCCGCAGGGACCUACACAGACGUCCCCAUCAGCAACGUCCGCAGGGUCAUCGCCCAGCGGCUGAUGCAGUCCAAGCAGACCAUCCCCCACUACUACCUGUCAGUGGACGUCAACAUGGACCACGUGCUGGAGCUCAGACAGGAGCUCAACGCCGAGGUGAAGGCCCAGAACAUCAAGCUGAGCGUCAACGACUUCAUCAUCAAGGCCAGCGCCCUGGCCUGCCUAAAGGUCCCCGAGGCCAACUCCUCCUGGAUGGACAGCGUCAUCCGCCAGAACCACGUGGUGGACGUGAGCGUGGCGGUGAGCACUCCCAACGGUCUGAUCACGCCCAUCGUGUUCAACGCCCACACCAAGGGACUGGCUGCCAUCUGCUCCGACGUCUCCGCCCUCGCCGCCAAGGCGCGGGACGGCAAGCUGCAGCCGCACGAGUUCCAGGGAGGAACCUUCACCAUCUCCAACCUGGGGAUGUUCGGGGUCAAGAACUUCUCGGCCAUCAUCAACCCUCCUCAGGCCUGCAUCCUGGCCGUGGGCGGAGCCGAGAAGCGCCUGCUCCCUGCCGACAACGAGAAAGGGUUUGACGUGGCCAACAUGAUGGCCGUGACGCUGAGCUGCGACCACCGCGUGGUCGACGGCGCGGUCGGCGCCCAGUGGCUCGCAGAGUUCCGCAAGUUCCUGGAGAAACCCGUCACCAUGCUCUUGUGAUUGGACAGUGCCGUGACCCCGAACGCCGCGAUAGGCCGAGACCUCUCUUCCACUACUCAUCAAUCUGAUCGGUGCAUCCAUCGUCGAGCCAAGCGAGGAUAAUCUCACUCACCCUCCCACCCCCUUACCGGUCGAAGGGACAUAACUCUCACUCCAGUGGUAUCCCUGUCUCUGUCCCCCUUCCUGCACCUCUCUGGUCCCCCACCCCCGUCAUUCAUCC
Molecule: messenger RNA, 2354 nt
Organism: Gadus chalcogrammus (walleye pollock)
Lineage: Eukaryota; Metazoa; Chordata; Actinopteri; Gadiformes; Gadidae
Gene: dlat
Product: dihydrolipoamide S-acetyltransferase (E2 component of pyruvate dehydrogenase complex)
Exons: 14
Coding region: 197-2134 (645 amino acids)
Biological process (GO): pyruvate decarboxylation to acetyl-CoA
Cellular component (GO): pyruvate dehydrogenase complex
Molecular function (GO): dihydrolipoyllysine-residue acetyltransferase activity
Source: RefSeq, a predicted model, not a curated record